GUCUUCUAUCAAUGCCCUCUCUUUCUUGGAAAUAACCACCCAAUAAUCCCUCUCCUUUUCCCACUCUAUACAUACCACAUUUCCUUCUUCAUUCACACCCUCUCACCCAUCCUCUCUUAAUCUCUCUCUCUCUCUCUCUCUAGUCUCUUGCUUCAUCCAUUCACCAUGGCAUCACAAAACCCAGAACCCCAUUUCCAUGAUUACUUGCCUUUCAUGGCCAACAAGCUCGGUGGUGACGGCCUCAUAGACGAGCUCUGUAAUGGGUUCAACCUUUUGAAGGAUUCUGAUAAAGGGGUCAUCACUUUUGACAGCCUCAAGAGAAAUUCCGCUUUGCUGGGCCUCAACGGCUUCACUGAUGAGGAUCUUCGCUCUAUGCUUAGGCAAGGUGACUUUGAUGGCGAUGGUGCGCUCAAUCAGUUGGAGUUCUGUGUCUUGAUGUUUAGGUUGAGCCCUGAACUUAUGGAGGGCUCUAAGUUGUGGUUAGAGGAAGUCCUUCAACAAGAACUUAGAGAUUAGUAUUCUUGAUUUUAUUAUCUUUUUUUUUUUGUUUUGUGUUUCUUUUCUUCCUCGUUGAUUGGUCACUUUUGGAAAUUGUCCCAUUUGUAUCAUGUGACUUGUGAGGAUGAAAAGAGAAAGAAAUGAAAUAGCAUUUCACAUUUCUUCGAUGUAUAUAUUCCUCUG
Messenger RNA from Gastrolobium bilobum, 681 nucleotides. RefSeq names its product calcium-binding protein KRP1-like. The record is from RefSeq and is a predicted model, not a curated record. Gene Ontology annotation, molecular function: calcium ion binding. NCBI's taxonomy places the organism in Eukaryota, Viridiplantae, Streptophyta, Magnoliopsida, Fabales, Fabaceae. The coding region runs from base 166 to 516 and encodes 116 amino acids. The transcript has a single exon.